Messenger RNA from Andrographis paniculata, 2432 nucleotides. RefSeq names its product probable galacturonosyltransferase 3. The transcript has 7 exons. The record is from RefSeq and is a predicted model, not a curated record. Bases 355 to 2340 code for a protein of 661 amino acids. Gene Ontology annotation, molecular function: polygalacturonate 4-alpha-galacturonosyltransferase activity. Lineage: Eukaryota; Viridiplantae; Streptophyta; Magnoliopsida; Lamiales; Acanthaceae.
UUUGAAUUAGAAUUAGAGGGUCGGCCAAGCGAGCCAACCCUAUAAAAUUUCCACAAAUUAUGUCGGCCAUAUGUCUUGAUAGCCAUACAGCACUAACCGGCGAGGGCUAGCGUGGCAUAUUUAGCCAACCGACCCUUUUAAGCCUUUCCAUUUCCUCCCACAUUCUAUUUUAUACCAUUUCCCUAACCUCACCUUCUCUCUGCAUCCGAUGUGGGACGAACCAUAUAUGAUAAUAUAUUUUUAAUUAUUGAAAAAAUAAAUAAAUAAUUUUGUACUUAGUACUAACUAAUCAUCGUUAUUAGCCAUUUGUACAGUGGAGGCGUUUUUUCUGCGCUUCCAUCUCAAGAUCUGUCAAUGGCAACUUCUGCUGUUGGAUUCCCUGCGGUUCGUGCAGUUCUCCUCCGUACAACCAUCUCCCUGUUCGCCGUCGCCGUCGCCGUCGUCGCGGUUGCUGCCGCCGAUGAUUUUGAGAAGAAGAAUUCCAGCUCGAGUAUUCGUCCUAAUGGAAGGGAUAUUGAGAUAAUGAUAUCCUACAGUGACCGUUCCGGGGAUAUUAAAGUUAGGACUGUCAGAUCUCGGGAUCUAUCUGCUUCAUGGGUGUGGAAGAUUCCUGGCGAUGAGAAGCAUAGUCAGUUAAGGAGUUCACCGGUAACUUAUCCGGACCCUUUGCAAAUGAAAAUAAGCUCCCGGAACUCUGGUGAGAAUUCGAGUAAUGAUGCACAAGACAUUCCUCGAACACAAGCCUAUCCAGUGCAUCCAGUGAAAAUCAAGAGAAAGAAACUACGGAAGGAAAGGAGGGAGAAAAGAAUUGCAGAAUUGAUCAAACAAGACAAAAAGAUCGAUAAACAGAUGCAAGAAGCAGCUAUCAAACGAGCACGGGAGCUUGAUACCACUGUCAAGGGUAAAUUCAGUAUAUGGCGGAAGGAAUAUGAAAAUCCCAACUCUGAUUCGACAGUCAAACUUAUGGGAGAUCAAAUCAUAAUGGCCAGAGCUUAUGCAACAAUUGCCAUGGCUAAGAACGAGACCAUGCUUUAUGAUUCUCUUAUUAAACAUUCUAGAGAAUGCAAAUUUGCUAUUGGAGAUGCAACAACUGAUGCCGAUCUUCCUCCAAGUGCUCUUGAUAAGGCAAUUUCCAUGGGACACAUUCUCGCCACUGCGAAGGACCGAUUAUAUGAUUGCAUCGAGAUAGCAAGAAAAUUGAGAGUCAUGCUUCAGUCGAGUGAGACUAAUAUAGAAUCUUUGAAGAAGAAGAGCUCAUUUUUGAUACAGCUAGCUGCCAAAACUAUCCCCAGACCAUUACAUUGCAUCCCUUUGCUUCUUACGACCGACUAUUACCUAAAUAACUACAAAGACAAGGAAUUUCCCAACCGUGAGAAACUCGAGAAUCCUUCUUUAUAUCAUUAUGCCAUCUUUUCUGAUAAUGUGCUCGCUACAUCAGUUGUUGUGAACUCGACAGUGUUGCAUGCGAAAGAGCCUGAAAAGCAUGUUUUCCAUAUAGUCACGGAUAAGCUGAAUUUCGCAGCUAUGAGAAUGUGGUUUCUAGUGAAUACUCCUGCUGGCGCAACAAUAGAAGUCCAGAAUGUCGAUGAUUUUACUUGGCUUAAUUCUUCGUACUGCCCUGUUCUGCGGCAGCUUGAAUCUGCUAAAAUGAUUGAAUACUAUUUCAAGGCGCAUCAAGCAUCAUCCCUCACUACUGGCACCGACAAUCUCAAGUACAGGAAUCCAAAAUACUUGUCCAUGCUAAACCAUCUCCGGUUUUAUCUUCCUCAGGUUUAUUCAAAGCUGGAUAAGAUUUUAUUUCUGGAUGAUGACAUUGUUGUUCAGAAGGAUCUUACAGCAUUAUGGUCUGUUGAUCUGCAAGGAAUGGUAAAUGGCGCUGUUGAAACGUGCAAGGAAAGCUUCCAUAGGUUUGACAAGUAUCUUAAUUUCUCUAACCCAAAGAUAACUGAGAAUUUCGAUCCUAAUGCUUGUGGCUGGGCAUUUGGCAUGAACAUCUUCGAUCUGAGAGAAUGGCGGAAACGUGACAUUACAGGAAUUUAUCAUUACUGGCAAAAUCUGAAUGAAGAUCGCACUCUGUGGAAACUAGGCACACUGCCUCCGGGUCUGAUUACUUUCUACAAUUUGACGUAUCCUCUGGACCGAGGCUGGCAUGUUCUCGGCUUGGGCUACGAUCCUGCUCUUAACCAAACAGAGAUUGAGAAUGCUGGCGUCGUGCAUUAUAAUGGAAAUUAUAAACCCUGGUUAGAUCUCGCCAUUGCAAAGUAUAAGUCUUAUUGGUCGAAAUAUGUGAUGCUUGAUAAUUAUUACAUACAGCUUUGUAGCAAUAGUAAUAAUGCUUAAUGAGUUUCUUAUUGUCACGGUGAAGAUCUCGUCAUUUUGUUGAUUAGUUAGUCAAUUAACUCAUCUUUUUUAUAAGCUUCGCCUUUUUGCCA